Cottoperca gobio is the source of this 2918-nucleotide messenger RNA. RefSeq names its product vacuolar protein sorting 4 homolog B (gene vps4b). NCBI's taxonomy places the organism in Eukaryota, Metazoa, Chordata, Actinopteri, Perciformes, Bovichtidae. Gene Ontology annotation, molecular function: ATP hydrolysis activity; ATP binding. Bases 16 to 1542 code for a protein of 508 amino acids. Gene Ontology annotation, biological process: endosomal transport; vacuole organization. The transcript is spliced from 13 exons. The record is from RefSeq and is a predicted model, not a curated record.
CUCAAAGGACUCCGCAUGGAGCCUACAAAAUUACAGAAAGCUAUUGUCAUAGCACAGAAGGCCUCAGAGGAAGACCAGGCUGGGAACUAUGAGGAGGCCAUCCGCUCCUACCAACAUGCUGUCAAGUACUUUCUGCACAUUGUAAAACGUGAGCCCCAGGGUAAAGAUGGCAACCAGAAGAUCAGAGAUCAAUGUAAACAGUACCUGGACAGAGUGGAAGAACUACAGGAGUAUCUUGUGAUUAAAGAGAAAGCCAUUGAUCUUGCCAGCAAGGCGGCUCAGGAGGAUAAAGCUCAGAAAUACGAGGAGGCUCUGCGUCUUUACCAGGCUGCUGUUCAGUACUUCCUCCAUGUGGUGAAAUAUGAAGCACAGAGUGACAAAGCUAAACAGAGCAUCCGGGCAAAAUGUGCCGAAUACUUGGACAGAGCAGAGAAGUUGAAGGAGUAUCUAAAGAAGAAAGAAAAUGCUCCUCCCGCUAAGCCUGUCAAAGAGUCACAGUCCGAUGACAAAGGGAAUGAAAGCGAUGAAGGUGAUGAUCCAGAGAAAAAGAAGUUUCAAAAUCAACUCUCAGGUGCAAUUGUUAUGGAGAAACCAAACAUCAAAUGGAACGAUGUUGCUGGUUUAGAGGGAGCCAAGGAGGCACUGAAAGAAGCUGUUAUUCUGCCGAUCAAAUUCCCCCAUCUUUUCACAGGAAAGAGAACUCCAUGGAGAGGGAUCUUGCUCUUUGGACCUCCAGGUACAGGAAAGUCCUAUCUGGCUAAAGCUGUUGCCACAGAGGCAAACAACUCAACCUUCUUCUCCAUCUCCUCAUCUGACCUUGUCUCCAAAUGGCUGGGAGAGAGUGAAAAGUUGGUGAAAAAUCUUUUUAGCCUUGCCAGGGAACACAAGCCUUCUAUCAUCUUCAUUGAUGAGAUCGACUCCCUGUGUGGCUCAAGAAGUGAGAACGAGAGUGAGGCUGCUCGCCGUAUCAAAACAGAGUUCCUGGUUCAGAUGCAGGGUGUGGGGAAUGACAAUGAAGGAGUUCUGGUACUUGGGGCAACAAAUAUCCCGUGGACCCUAGACUCAGCCAUCAGAAGAAGAUUUGAGAAGAGGAUCUACAUACCGCUGCCUGAAGAGCACGCCCGCUCCUUCAUGUUCAAGCUCCAUCUGGGCUCGACCCCCAACAGUCUCAACGAGACUGACUUUGUCACUCUGGGCAAAAAGACAAAUGGAUACUCUGGAGCAGAUAUCAGUGUCAUUGUCAGAGACGCUCUAAUGCAGCCUGUUCGAAAGGUCCAGUCAGCAACCCACUUCAAACGGGUACGAGGUCCAUCAAGAGAUGACCCCAACAUUUUAGAAGAUGACCAAUUGACUCCUUGCUCACCUGGCGAUCCCAACGCGAUUGAAAUGACAUGGAUGGAUGUACCUGGGGAGAAGCUAUUGGAACCUGUAGUAUGCAUGUCUGACAUGCUGAGGUCUCAGGCCAACACAAAGCCAACAGUCAACGAACAAGACCUGGGCAAACUGAAAAAAUUCACAGCAGACUUUGGACAGGAAGGCUAGGUGGGAUGAUUGAGCCAAGCCAAACCAAAGGAAAUGUGAUUGUCUCUACUUUACUGUCCUUGUCCCUUUUUUCUCUCUCUCUCUCUCUCUCUCUCUCUCUCUCUCUCUCUCUCUCUCUCUGUCUCAUCAUUACCAUUCACCAGGCUUCGUGGUUUAUCAUAAGUGGACAAGAUUACUGCGUUGUUUUGCCAAUUUGAUAACCACGCAACGAGUGGAAGGACCGAGUUUUAUUCCAUAUAACCAUUGUCCAAAGACGAUUAAAGACUUCCCAUCUGCAGCUGACCUUUUAUAAAAGAAUCAAUACAACAAAGCAACUUAGGGAAACUAACGUCAGACAUACGCAACAAUUAUGGCAAAAAAGGCUAUUCAAAUGGAGAUAAUUUAUUUUAGGUUCGGACGAGCUCUAGUGUCCCUAUUUUUCAGUCAGAAUGCAUCUCACUAGACUACAAUACCCCUUAUGUAUUCCUCUAUUUUAUAUUAAGAAAAAACAAGCAUUUUAUAGUGUAAACUGUACUUUGUGGAAUGUAUAAAUCUUGGGCUGGGGGAGUGAAGCGGGGCGUGAGUUUAUAGGAUUUGUCGUGGUGAAAUAUGUCGUCUCAAGGUGGUGAACGUUUAAGAGUUCUUGAGACGGAUACUCAGGAUGAGAGCUGCAUUAAACCCUGUACAAAUUUUAGAUUGUUAGUCCAGUUUCCUAACAACAAAGGACAAUUGUAUUUGUUUCAUUUGUCAUUUGAAUUAAACACGGCUACAAGGGUGGAUCACCAAUGUUGCCAGAUCAACAUUAUUUUACAAUUUUUCAAGGACUCAAUUGCUUUUAAUUGCUUUGGCACUCAGCUCAUGUUUUGUUUUUUUCACAACGUACUGUACAUAUUUUUCACUACUAUCCACAGGCUUGCUGGUUAUCCUUAAUAUAAACUGCAAACAACUAAGCCUUAUGUUAAGAUAAAGUCAAAUUAUAAAUUUUGAUCAAACAAAACUGAGUUGGACACUGAUGGCUCAGGUGGAGAGAUCAUCUUCUUGUAUACCUAACAAUAUAGGACUGCAUCUCCAAGCAUGAACUAUAUGUAGCCAUGAGUGGCAGUGUGCACCAUGUGCCUUCUAGAGAAGCUGCAAGAUUUAUUUUUAUUGGUUUAUUUCUUAAUUGGUCAUACUUCUUAUAUAUCCAGUUUGUUGUCAGUACAACUAAGAAAUGUAUAAUACUUUCACAAUACAUGUAAGCUCUUGAGUUUUGAUGGGGAAUAUCUCUUACUUUACUGUAAAUGUCUAUACAUAUAGCCAACUCUUGAUCCUUUUCUUUGUGAAGCGGUUACCCAUGCAUAAGAUUUUCUGUUUUGUUUCAAUAAUGUAAAUAAAAAGUUAUAGCUACAUAAAGAAAA